UGUCAUAUCUUCCACAUCCAGCGCGGAUUCAGAAACGACAACAUGAAGCUGCUCAUCAUUUCGCUCGCCUUGUGUGCCUGCAACAUGGCCGUACCAAUUGAGCCAUCGACACAACCGCUGUUGGAAUUGUUGAGCAGUUCAGGAUUCUCCGAGUUGAAAGAAGCAUUGGUAAAGCAUAAUAUGACCAACAUCAUCAACGCUACAGAACCGAUGACGAUCUUUGCUCCAUCGAAUGAAGCCUUCAAAAUCCUGAAACAGAAUCCGUGGACGAAGAACAUGACUCACGGGAUGAUGGAAAAACUGUUGGGCCGCCUCGUCGUUCUUCACCGCAAAUUAUUACCAGCCGAUGUCCGCAAUGAAAUGAUUGUCGAUACGGCAUCCAACGAGAAACUCCGCUUGAACGUUUAUCCAAAGGUGAGAACGGUCAACGGCAUUAUGGUCGUCAUGGAGCCUAACGUUCAGUCUCAGCAAGUGAUCAUUUACCGCGUGAAUCGCUUCCCAAUGUCACCACCACCUGGAAGAGACAUCUUCGAGAUGUUGAACAGACGCAAAGAACGUUUCUCAACUCUUGUACGAGCGAUCGAAGUUGCCAAUUUAAAGGAAACGUUGAAGACAGGUGGACCGUUCACUUUAUUUGCCCCGAAUAAUGACGCAUUUAAAGCUUUACCUGAAGCCAAAUUGGCCAAACUGAUGGAAUCACCGGCCGAGCUGAAAUCUAUUUUGCUCGGACAUGUCAUUAACGGCACCUACUUCCUUGGCGCUUUGCUGGACUCUCCGGAACUGCCGGCCCUCACGGGUGGACUUAACAAAAUCGCCGUCAACGGAAUGAAUAUAACGGUGAAUGAAACCAAAGUCCUCACCAGAGAAGGCAUGAUCGCCGAGAAUGGCGCAAUCCACGUAAUCGACCGUGUCCUCUUGCCUUCAAAUACCACCGCUCCUCUACCCGUAUAAUUAUCGUGACAUCAAUCACCUGACACGGCAUAAAACCACACAGGACAAGGCGCAAAAUCAAAACAUUUUUCUCGUGAUUAAUGAAGUUAUAAUUUUUUGGCAGGAUUUUCCUAAGACUGGCGGCACAAUGUCCGUGUCUGUCGAGGAAAUCCGCAUUUCCCAUAUCAAAUACAGAAAUAUGCUAUUCCGUAAUUUCGCAUUGAUCUACUUUUUGUUUGACCCAAACCGCCUUGCACAACAUCUAAUAGAAGGAAUAAUAAAUCGUUGCUUCCAGUGAAA
Molecule: messenger RNA, 1230 nt
Organism: Daphnia magna
Lineage: Eukaryota; Metazoa; Arthropoda; Branchiopoda; Diplostraca; Daphniidae
Product: transforming growth factor-beta-induced protein ig-h3
Exons: 6
Coding region: 43-951 (302 amino acids)
Biological process (GO): extracellular matrix organization; cell adhesion
Cellular component (GO): extracellular matrix
Molecular function (GO): cell adhesion molecule binding
Source: RefSeq, a predicted model, not a curated record